CAGCACGGUCCCGUCCGCAGAGCGCUGGGUCCACAGCAGCGGCAGCAACGUCCUCUGGACUCAGGACCCGGAGUGAGCGGCAGCUCCCCAUCCUGCUACCCACAGCACGGGCACGGGCAGGGGAGGACAACCACAACUUAAACCUGACUCAUUUUGUGGAUUUAAGGAACUUACACAGACCCCAACACGAAAACACACAUUCUCUUCCUCUUUGUCUUAUUUUUUUUAAAUGAGUAAGAUACUUUAAAUAUGGCUUCAUCCGUGAGCGGCACUGAGGAGGUCCGGGUGUCGGCGUUGACGCCCCUGAAGUUGGUGGGACUGGUGUGCGUCUUUCUCGCCCUGUGCCUGGAUGUCGGAGCCGUGUUGAGCCCGGCGUGGGUCACGGCAGAUGACCAGUACUACCUGUCCAUGUGGGUGUCCUGUUGGAAGCCCGUCAGCUCCGUGGAGUGGUCCUGCAACAGCACGCUGGCCACCGACUGGCAGAUUGCCACACUGGCCCUGCUGUUGGGGGGGGCGGCCCUCACCCUGCUCUCCUUCCUCGUGGCGCUGAUCUCCCUGUGCUUCAGCUCCAGGAGUCGUUGCUACAAGCCCGUGGCUGUCAUGCUGUUCUCUGCAGCGGUGCUCCAGGUGUGCAGCUUGGUCCUGUUCCCCAUCAAGUUCAUAGAGACGGUCAGUCUGAGGGUGUACCAUGAGUUUAACUGGGGCUACGGCCUGGCCUGGGGAUCCACCAUCUUCUCUUUUGGAGGAGCCAUCCUCUAUUGUCUCAACCCCAAGAACUAUGAAGACUACUACUAAAAUAUGUGAGACAACAAGAGAAACUGAGACUCUCUGUUUCACCCAGUGUCCUCUAAGUAAUAGGACCUUUCUGUCCGUUACACAGUGCACAACCACAGAAUAGAAAAAUAGGAAAAACAAACACUUAUUGUUAGUUUCAGGACUGGAAAAUGAGCUCUUCCAUUUGAUACUGUGAACUUAUUGUCUCAAACACUAUCCUUACUCAUUGGACCGAAGCCAGUGCUCUUAGAAGUUUUGGCAGCAUACUUGGCUGUGAAAAAGAAAUCCAAACCAGCUAGUUUAAUUUGGGAGAGAAUGCCACCACUCAGAUAAGUCUGUGUUCCCUUUAAGAGGAACUCCAGUAGGUCUUAGAUUUGGGCAGAAAAUCUGGAGGGAACAGAUGGAUUGACUGACCCCAUACCAGGACGAAUUGGUGGGCUAAUUAACCAAUCAGAGUAGAGAAGGCAAAGAACGAUGUAAACUCAGGCCAGGGGAGUAACAGAUCCAGGGAGGAAAAUAUCCUAUUGAAGUGAUAUCCUUAGGAUGACAAAGUGAGGAAGACAGGGCACAGCUAAGGAAAUGUGACAUGCUACAUUUCCCCAGAGAUACAUUACAUCUGGAUCUUGGCCUAGCCUUCUUCCUUCAGUAGAGUAUAAUAGAUUGGUGAAAGCAUGUCAUAAAGCUUAAAGGACCGGCCUAUUUGAAUCUAUUUAAAGGGUCAGAGAUAUUGAUAAUAAACAGAAGCUACCUAAGACAGUAAAAAAUAUUCCACAGCCACCUUCUAAAUAUCAUCAUGCUGGUGAGAGGAGCAUUUACUGGUUAAUGAAUAGCCACAUGUAAAAAGUGGUAAAACCUUUGGCUGCUAUUGUAAACCUGCAGCAUAACCCAUUAUACUUGCUUUUUGAUCAAAUUGUUGUAUUAUAUGUAAGUAUGUGCAGUAAGCAUAAUAAAGUAAUAUUCAUUUCUAGAAGACCAGUGGGAAGGAAGAUGGCAAAUGACCAUGUCUGCUGAGUGUGUGCGCAUGUCUGCGUGAUCAUACCACCCCGCAUGUGCUUACACACCUCCUCAUGUGAUGCCUCCUUAUCUUCUCACCCUGUGGGAAAUGGAAAUACUCUCAGUAGAGUAAGCACCAAUAAGAGUAUAACAGUAGAUUUUUCUGCUUCAGAUAGGGAGAGGCUGUAGCAGAAAAGCUUUGCAUGCAAGUUAAGGUCCAUGAUAAAGUACUUUAGGAGAUGCCAGAGUACAAUGUGCUGUGCAUGAGUAGCGUUAAGAGGACUAUGGGAUCAAUCAAGAAGAAAACGGAAAGUUUCAAACCUGAAGGAGGACAGUGUGGUCACAAGGUGAGACCUGCACUCAUCUGCUCUGGUAAAAAAACGCCUUCUCAAACCUCAUUCAAGGUGGCCAGAAACUUCUCCAAAUCUCUCUUGCAACAUUAGUGAAAGUGAGUGAGUGUGUGCAUGCCACUGCCAUUUGCUGCUGUGUUUCUGAUUCCCACUGGUUGAACUAACAUAAUAAAAAAAAUGUACUGGGAAAAAAA
Siniperca chuatsi (mandarin fish) is the source of this 2311-nucleotide messenger RNA. It is a transcript of the gene tmem47, whose product is annotated as transmembrane protein 47. Lineage: Eukaryota; Metazoa; Chordata; Actinopteri; Centrarchiformes; Sinipercidae. Bases 250 to 795 code for a protein of 181 amino acids. The transcript is spliced from 3 exons. Gene Ontology annotation, biological process: cell-cell adhesion. The record is from RefSeq and is a predicted model, not a curated record. Gene Ontology annotation, cellular component: cell-cell junction; membrane.